AUGUUGGUGUUGUAUGUACUUGCACGGCACCCAUCACAGGGCUACAACUAUUCUGCUGCACUAGAGAAGGAGGCUGAUGAGUAUCAUGAUGUCAUUACACUGCCGGUGAAUGAGGGUAAUCCGAAUACAACAAAGUUGGAGUACAGCAGCAAUGAUUGGGGCUUGGAUGCGCAGAUGGGUAUGAGCCGCAAAACAUUCCUCUGGUUUGAAUUGGCACUACAAGUAUUCCCGAAUGUGAGCUGCAUUACAAAGGGUGAUGAUGAUAUGUUCUUGCGCGUCCCACAAUUUUUGUCUGAUCUACGUGUCAUACCUCUCAGAGGAAUAUAUUGGGGUGUACCUGUUGGAGGGGUUUACUACAGAAAGAGUGUCAAUAUUGGAAUUCGAUUUGCUGGUGGGUGGUGCUAUACACUUUCAAGAUAUACAGCAGAACACUUUGUCUCUUACGAACCGUUAAAGCGAUUAGUGCAUCUGCUGUACAGCAAGGAACGGGAAGAGGAAUUGUUUCUUCUUAGUAGGAAUGGAGAAGAUGCCAUAGUGGCGAGUAUAUUGUUUGUUGAGUCUCCAUACGCACCACUGGUAUUUGUAACGGCCUAUACGUGUCGAUUCCAUGAUAUUCGAAAUUCUACUGGUCAUUCGUUGCUUAACCCAAUGUCUCUGGGUAUUCACCAUUUGCAGGAAGAUGACUAUGCGAUGCUAAUGGAUAGGUUUGGGAAUGGUACGACGUACAGCCCCAGAGUGCGAAUAUUUCGAAAGCGUAAAAUGAUCAAAUUUCUUUGUUAA
Messenger RNA from Trypanosoma theileri, 780 nucleotides. RefSeq names its product UDP-Gal or UDP-GlcNAc-dependent glycosyltransferase. Gene Ontology annotation, cellular component: membrane. Lineage: Eukaryota; Euglenozoa; Kinetoplastea; Trypanosomatida; Trypanosomatidae. The record is from RefSeq and is a predicted model, not a curated record. The coding region runs from base 1 to 780 and encodes 259 amino acids. The transcript has a single exon. Gene Ontology annotation, molecular function: hexosyltransferase activity.